AUGAUGGUCAGAUCCGCAAUGACUGGCCUACGUUCAGGCGCCGCGGUCCUCCGUCGACCACACGCAGUAUCGCCAAGUACGCAUCUCCGAACGCUCUCGUCCUCAUCACAUACCGGAGAGAAACGCUACUAUCCACCACCAGAGCCCUUCAUCAGCAGCAGCGGCGGGGGCGACACCAUCUCGAUCGAGCCCUCUCCCUUCUCCACAUUUGGCGCAUCGCCGGACCUUCUCACACACUAUCUCUCGCUUCAGCCUGCUCCUCUGACGCUUCGUCAGCUCAUGGCUCAGGGCGGCAAGCCUGGUCAAGCGCUCACACCAGAACAGCUCCUUCUGUCAGCACAACAUACACAUCGAGAACUUCCCAUUCGUCUGGCCCGAAGGGUAGGCGGCUUUCGCGCUUUGCCCUUCAUCGUCGGCAGCAACCCCUUCAUCUCCAGGAUAGCCAGGCUGUACGCAUCCAGCUUCGAAACCCUCGUCAAGUUCGGCCAGAUCCAGACGCAGGAGGACAACCAGCGAUUCACCGCCGUCAUCGAAGACCUCGUCUCCGCCCACGCGCAGAAUAUCCCUACCUUGGCACGAGGCUUCCAAGAAGCGAGAAAGUACAUGGAGGCACGACAGAUCUCGGCCUUCCUCGAUGCCGCCAUCCAUUCACGAAUUGCCAUCCGCAUGAUUGCCGAACAACAUCUCGCCUUGUCAGCCACCUCUCAUGGUCUCGAUCCUAAGCCUGUCACCGACGCCGACCCUUCCUCUUCGCACGACGACCACCCACACCACCUCGACCCCGAUCUUCCCGCCGAAGGCACCUCCAAUCAGGGCCACCACGAGUACGGCAGCCCCACCGCCGUCGGGAUCAUCGAAACGCAGCUCAGUCCCGCACGAAUGACCCGCAUGUGCGCCGCCUUCGUCCGCGAUCUCUGCGAAGGCACGCUCGGCGCAGCCCCCGAACUCAUCCUCGAAGGCGACCUCGACGUCACCUACACCGGCGUGCCCGUCCAUCUCGAAUACGUCAUGACCGAGCUGCUCAAGAACUCGUACCGCGCCACGACGGAAAACUUUUUCAGAAAGGGAGCAGUGGGCACGAUGCCGCCGGUGAUCGUCACCAUUGCUCAGUCUCCGAAUCAUGUCUCGUUGAGGAUUAGGGAUCAGGGAGCGGGGAUCUCGCCCAGUAAUCUGCCCCACGUGUUUAGCUACGCAUUCACCACUGCGGGAAGUAGCGAGAUCGAGGACGCAGAAGAGACGGGGGGCGGACCGUACGCCAUGCAGGCGGUCGGCGGGACGGGAGGAGACGCGCUCGCCGAGAUGGGUAAGAUGGGCCUUGCAUCGGGAUUAGGCACGCUUGCAGGACUGGGUUACGGUUUGCCCAUGGCAAGGAUCUACGCAGAGUACUGGAAGAACGGCUCCGCCUUGGAUCUCGUUUCGCUCUAUGGCCAUGGCUGCGAUACCUUCGUCAAGCUCCCCAGGCACAUCGAGCUGUCCAACACCGUCAUCUAA
Messenger RNA from Kalmanozyma brasiliensis GHG001, 1491 nucleotides. Its product is annotated as Branched-chain alpha-ketoacid dehydrogenase kinase/Pyruvate dehydrogenase kinase, N-terminal. Bases 1 to 1491 code for a protein of 496 amino acids. Gene Ontology annotation, cellular component: mitochondrion. Gene Ontology annotation, biological process: regulation of glucose metabolic process; protein phosphorylation. The transcript has a single exon. Lineage: Eukaryota; Fungi; Basidiomycota; Ustilaginomycetes; Ustilaginales. The record is from RefSeq and is a predicted model, not a curated record. Gene Ontology annotation, molecular function: pyruvate dehydrogenase (acetyl-transferring) kinase activity.